Messenger RNA from Rubroshorea leprosula, 532 nucleotides. Lineage: Eukaryota; Viridiplantae; Streptophyta; Magnoliopsida; Malvales; Dipterocarpaceae. The record is from the annotation of a GenBank genome assembly.
AUCCCCAUUUUCUGCGGAAUUUCGGACACACAAGGCAGCAAACAAAAUGGACAAUUUAAGCCUUAAAAGGCUGUCACAUACCAGAAUUUACAAGCAAGGAACCGGAGCUAGCAGAUUGGGGAAGGCCGGUGGGAUCUGCAGGGGGAAGCUCACGGAACUACCCAAAAUUGGAGGAACAAGAGCAAUUAAAGUAAACCCAAGCCACUUUAAGGAAAAACAAAGGGAUUUAAUGGCUGUUUCUUACCCAAAACCCAAGCAAUUCGCCCCCACAACAAGAGCAGCCGGCGGACAGAGCAAAGCAGAGCAGAUCCGGUUUCUGCAGAGAGGGAGGGGAAAUUUCUGGGUUCUUUAUGGGUUCUAGAACAAGAAAGGAAGGGGAAAAUACCAAGCUUCCUUACCAAUUUUCCAAGGCAUGGCUGGGUUUCCCUUUUUUUUUCUUCGGGUGGCUGCAGCGGGAAGAAGAAGAGCAGAAUCGGGAAUGGCUGGGAAGAACAGAAAGAAAGAAAAAGAAAAAGAAAAGAAGUCAUCCUUA